AUGGAUACAAAUAUUGGUAUCCUCGAAAAUGCUCUCAUUCAGGUAGUGGUCGAGAGUGUUUUGCCAGAUAUGAUUGUAGUGUCAUAUACUGCCAUAAAUGGGUGUAUUUACCAAGGCAUACUGCUGAACAAUGCCAAAAAGUAAGCAAUUAUUCACUGAAACAAGAAAUAUAAUUUCAUUUUUCUGAUCUUAAUUUUUAGACGUUUUCCAUGUGGAAGUAUUCCAUUGACAAAACCUGCACUAUCACCCAGAAAUUUGAAGACUGAUUCUGAUAAUGACGUUUUAUAUUCAGUAAGCCAACGUUUCACUUAUUUCCAAAAUACUCCAAACACAUUUAAAAAAAUUCCCAGUAAAACCAAAAAAGUAAGAAAACCCAUGACUGUUCGUUUACGACCUCGUCAGGUUCUAUGUUCAAAAUGUAAAUCAAUUUGUACAGAAAAUUCAGACAAUGUUGAAAAUUCCAGAGAUCUUAUCAAAAAUAGGAAAAAUUCUAUUACCAAAAAUAAUGGAGAAAAAAGAUUAUUAAGAAGUCAUGGGCCUGUACCUGAUUUAUCUAUAAACUCUUCAAAUUCUGUAUCUGAGGUUAAAUCAAUGUGCCGUACACUGAUACCUAAACUUGUUAAAUUGAAAUCUAGAGAUAUAACAGAGGCACUUAAUAAUUAUACUGCGUUCACUGAACUAGGUGAAUGGGUAGAUAACAAAAAAGACUGUAAAGAUGACUGUGAUAUUCAAGAUAACGAUAAAGAGAAAAUAGUGUUACGUAAAAAAACAAGUGUUGGUUCAAUGGAAGAUCUAUGGGACGAAACUGCAUUUGAAGAAACUAAAAAAACACCAAUCAUCAAAAUAACAUUUGGAUCUCAAGGUGAAGGUACAGUUAUGGAAAUACCAUCUCGUCAAGCAGAUGGAGAGAGUGAACCAGAUAAACUAUUACGUAAAAGGGUAAAACGUAGAAGACAAGAUGGAGAAAAAAGAAAAAAACAUAAGAAAAGGCACAAAGAACAUGAAGAUGAUCUGGAUUUAGGUAAUUUUUCAGUAAAUUUAAAUCAUUUUAAUUCCGAAGAAGAAUUUCAUGUAACAAAAGAAACUGAUACUGCUGAAUCAAUUAACAAUAUAAAUGGUGAACAUUUUGGUAAUGAUAUUGAAUCUAACAAUUCAUCUGGAAUUGUAAUGGUGCCUCAAACAGAACCAUCUGACUCUAAUUCCUUAUUUAUUUUGAAAACUGGUAAAAUUCUGCAUGAAGGUGAUGUUGUAUGGGGAAAAGUAAAAGGAUUUCCUUGGUGGCCAGCAAAGGUAAAUAUUUUAAAAUAUUUGGAAUGUCAAAAUGUCUAAAUUAUUUAUUUAUAAUUAAUUAUUGAUAUUAAGGUAUCAAAUUUUACUACUAGUAAUGGUGAAGAACAUGGAUCGUUUGUUAAUGUCACUUGGUUUGGGUCUUCAACUACAUCUUUUCUUAAUUUAGAUCAGAUUAAUCCAUUUUUAGAUUUUUAUAAGGUAUUUUAUUUAAUAAUAAAUAUAAUGCAUGUUAUAAAUAAAGUAAAUUAUUAUUUUAUACUUGCCUUAAUAAUACACUUAAGUCAUUUCUAUUAGUGGCCAUAGUUUUUAAUUUAUAUGUGUUUGCAUAUUUCAAAGUAGCCCCCAAAAAAUCAAAAAAAAAUCAGUAUCUAAAAUUUUGUUACUGUACCUAUCACACAUUAAUGUGUUUUGUAUAAAAUAAAUUUUGUAAUAAUUGUUUUUAAACAUUGAAUGAUCAAUGUGAAAAAUAUGUAUUAUUAAUACAAAGAAUCAUGAAUGUUAGAUUACCUCAUAAUUAUAUAUCUUAAUUUGUAUAUAUUACCAGAAUCAUUGAUUAAUAAUAUAUACAUGCUGUCCAACAAAGAUAUACCCAUUACAAUAUCUCUAAGGGUAAUAAAGAUAAUUAAAUUAUGUUUUUUUUUUAUCUCAAGGAAAAAGACUGCAAAUAUUUAUAUUUGAACUGAUUUUCUGUUUUGAUAAAAAAAUUAAGAAAUAAUUUUUUAUUUUAUUAUUUUACAAAAGUUUGAAGAUAGUUUUAAAAUGGCUAUUUUAUAGAGUUUAUUGUUCUUCUGAAAAUAUUGUGCUAUUAACUUUUUAUUUUCAUAAAAUUUAUGAUUUUUAUUAAUUUUUUAAAGUUCAGAGAGAAAAGUGUACAGCCACAUAGCCAUAAUAAUAAUAAUCAAUUUGUAAAUUCAAUUUCAGGCUGUUGCAUAAUUAUAGGUAAUUUUCUCUGAACUUAUAUUUGAAUUUUUCAAAAUAGUAAAAUAAAAAUUUUUUUUAUCCAAACAUAAAAAUUGAAUUCAAGUAUAAAUAUUUGUAAUUCUUGCGAGGAGUAAUAUUAAAAAACAGAAUUUGAUUAUCUUUAUUACUUGAGGAGACAUUGUAAUGGGUAUAUCUUCGUAUGUAUAAUUAUAGGCAAAACCAGGUGAAGAUAAUAGGGGGGAGGUAAUUUUGAAAAUAUGACACUCAUGUAUAAUGAUUAUUUAUAGUUUUGAAUACAAUUUUUUCUUUGUAAUUAAUAGGUAGAUUGUAACCUUAUUUUACUCACAUUGUGUUGCCUAGGUUUAGUACAAUUGAUUGUACGUCAAGUUUUUUCAAAUUUUAUUUGUAAUUUGUUUGAAUCCUAAUUAUUAACCUUAUAAAAUUUAAAAUUUAUUAUUCACAUUUUAUUGGGAAUAUCGCGUGUAUAGUUUAGUGUUUAUUAAAAAUGUACUUGGAAAUUCACAAAAUUCACUUUAAUUGAAGAAUUGAUCCAUAACAGUUUUAAAUAAAUUGGGCUUCAUUCUUUAUAAUGAAAAUCUCAUAAAUUAUUAUCAUUAAUCAAGUUUAUUGAUAUUGAAUAAUUAUUAGUAAAUAUUUAUAAGGUUUUUUUUUCUCUUCUUCUAUGCUUCCAUAGUUUUAUUAAGGUUAGGUCUAAUAAAUUAUUCAAAAUAAUUUUAAAUAGUUAUUUUGUAAUUUUAGUCUCGAUUUAACAAACAUAAGAAAACUAGUAGUUACAAAGAAGCAAUCAAACAAGCAAUGGCUGAAGCAAAACUACAAGAAAAUACAAUCAACCAAAAUAUAAGUUGA
Messenger RNA from Cinara cedri, 3078 nucleotides. NCBI's taxonomy places the organism in Eukaryota, Metazoa, Arthropoda, Insecta, Hemiptera, Aphididae. The record is from the annotation of a GenBank genome assembly.